Molecule: messenger RNA, 6192 nt
Organism: Chiloscyllium plagiosum (whitespotted bambooshark)
Lineage: Eukaryota; Metazoa; Chordata; Chondrichthyes; Orectolobiformes; Hemiscylliidae
Product: regulator of G protein signaling 6-like
Biological process (GO): G protein-coupled receptor signaling pathway; intracellular signal transduction; regulation of G protein-coupled receptor signaling pathway
Cellular component (GO): cytoplasm; neuron projection
Molecular function (GO): GTPase activator activity
Source: RefSeq, a predicted model, not a curated record
AAAUAUUGGAAAGUGCAUCAAAUUACCAUAAAAUCAAAAUACAUUGGGUGAGAUGGGCAAAUCCUCGGGAGUAGUCAAAUUUCCGCUACAUCAGUCUUCCGGGCGCUAAAAUAGCACCAGCCCGUCGGAAGUGCGAUAGUUAUUGGACACGGUGUUGCAAGUUUGGGCUCGGCUCGUGUUAAACUUACUGUAGAAUGCAGCCCCAUCAAAAAAUAUUGUGGCAUCAUGGUCCUGCAAUUGAUCUGAAGUUCGCGCUUCAGAGCAAAGACAAACCUGGUCGGGAUUGACGAGAGCGCCGGAGAAACUGUGGCGCGAAUGUUUACCAGCGUAUUUUUAAAACAAGGGGAUUUCAACAAAAAAAAACCUUGAGCUGCCUUAAUUUAGCGUGCGGUGCUGUGGAGUGCCGGGGAACUGGAAGCGUCAGUGGGCGCUGCUGCAGCAUCUGUUUGCAGUUGGGGGUGAUAAAGGAACGAGUGAGAGAGUGAGUGAGUGCAGAGCACUCAGAAUUGAGCUCCAUCUCUCUCUCUCUCUCUCACACACACAUCCACUCACUCACCUGGGAUCCAGCCUCCAGGGCAAGCCGAGCUCAAAUAAUAAAACAAACAAGGCAAAACAAUCCGGCUCAACAGAUCGCUUCCACUCCACCAGUUAAUAUGCUCAUCGCUGCCUGAUCCUUCUGUCGUCGCUGGAUAGGAGGGGGGGGGAAAGGAGGAAGAAAUCAUUCUUCGGUUGCUAAGAGUCCUCAAGAAAGUCCUGGCAUGGCCCAGGGACCAACUGAACAAGCUACAUGUGGGGCGAGUGAGCCUGAAGAGACCUCUCCCAAUAUGUUGGUGUACAGAAAGAUAGAAAAUAUCAUCACACGGAUGCAGGAUGACAAAGCUGGUGGAGUGAUGAUCCGAACAGUGAAGAGCUUCCUGUCAAAGAUUCCCAGCGUCAUCACCGGUGCUGACAUUGUGCAGUGGUUGAUGAAAAGCCUGAACAUUGAAGAUCAAGGUGAAGCAAUACACUUAGGAAGUCUCAUCGCUGCACAAGGGUACCUGUUCCCAAUCUCAGACCACGUGCUGACAUUAAAGGAUGAUGGUACAUUCUACAGAUUUCAGGCUCCAUAUUUUUGGCCAUCGAACUGCUGGGAACCAGAAAACACAGACUAUGCCAUCUACCUGUGCAAGCGGACAAUGCAGAAUAAAGCAAGACUGGAACUUGCAGAUUAUGAAGCCGAAAAUUUGGCCAGGUUGCAAAGAGCAUUUGCAAGAAAAUGGGAGUUCAUCUUUAUGCAAGCAGAGGCCCAAGUAAAAAUUGACAGGAAAAAGGACAAGACGGAACGCAAGAUCCUGGACAGCCAAGAGCGAGCAUUUUGGGAUGUUCAUCGACCUGUUCCUGGCUGUGUGAACACCACUGAAAUGGACAUCAGGAAGUGUCGUAGGAUGAAAAACCCCAACAAAGUGAAGAAGUCAGUGUAUGGGGUUUCUGAAGACUCGCAGACACACAGUCCUAUACAUUCACUCGUAUCAACAACUAAGCAACCUGCAAAGGAUGAUCUGAAGAAGCAGAUCACUUUAUUGAAUAUCCAGCUAGACAGACAUUGUUUAAAAAUGUCCAAAGUAGCUGAAAGUUUGGUCAGUUAUGCAGAGCAGUAUCUGGAAUAUGAUCCUUUGCUAACACCACAGGAUCCACCUAACCCAUGGGUCAGUGACGACUGCACAUUCUGGGACAUGGAAGCCAGCAAAGAGCUCAACCAGCAGCGUGUCAAGAGAUGGGGCUUCUCCUUCGAUGAGAUGCUAAAGGACCCCGCGGGGCGAGACCAAUUUCUGAAGUUUCUGGAAUCCGAGUUCAGCUCUGAGAAUCUGAGGUUUUGGUUAGCGGCAGAGGAUCUGAAGAAACGACCCCUUCUGGAAGUGCCGGACAAGGUUCAAGAGACUUGGCAGGAAUUUCUUGCUCCAGGUGCACCCAGUGCCAUCAAUCUCGACUCCCAUUCCUAUGAGAUAACUAGUCAGAAUGUCAAGGAUCCAGGAAGAUACACCUUUGAAGAUGCCCAGGAGCACAUCUACAAAUUGAUGAAAAGUGACAGCUACGCUCGCUUUCUGCGUUCCAAUGCAUAUCAGGAGCUUCUACAAGCUAGAAAAAAGCCUGAAAAUGAGCAGGGUCGCAGAACCUCGCUGGAAAAAUUCACUCGCAGUGUGGGUAAGUCAUUGACUGCUAAGCGUCUUACUGGUCUCAUGCAGUCCUCCUGACGGACAUCCAGAGCUGCCUGCUGCAGAGAAUGAAGGAGCCUGUACCUGCAUUCCAGGGAGUCACCACAUGAAGGAGCCACUGUGAAGGGUCGUGCUGUAAAACUAGACAAAACGAUCAUCUUUGAACAUUGUAAUCUUUCCUCUGUGCAGAAUGAAUUUGAGUUACUGCAGAUGUCAUUGAAAAAUCUUUUUGUUUUUUUAAGAAUAGUGGGUCAAGGCCCAGGCAUGGUGGAGCAGAAAUUGAAUUUUUGGCUGUCAGUGAAACCAUAAAGUAGUUUCUCACAAUCUGUAACAAAAGGUGAAGAACUGAUGAAAUGCUCAUGCAUACAGUUCUAUUCAGUCAGUGCUCAGCACAGUUGAGCAAUACGUUUUAGCUAGGGAUAUAUGAAUUGCAUGCUGCUAGCUGUUUAAGUCAUUUCCUUCCCUGUCUCUUAUUCACAGCUGAUAGUAUCUCCCACAGGUAGAUUGCUGGCAGCUUCAUACUUCAACUUAACUGCCUGUCAUUGGUGUCGUUUCUUUGUCAGUUCUGAAGCAUCUCAGAGAAACACAGUAGAUGGUAUUUAAUGUACCUUCUGUUGGCCAUAAAGGAGCAGCACAUGCAUGCAGCUCAGAGUGAAAAGGGACGUUUAUUUAAUGUUGACUGACUGCAGAGGUGAGGAGAGAAAUCACACAAACCCAUUGCACGAAUCAGCCUUCAGUUCAGGUUUACUCAUAGGAGUUGCAAUUGCAUUGCGAUUAGCUACAUUACAGCCAAGAUUUCAUAGCCUCAAUGCUAUAUUUUGUGCUAUGUUACUUUAAGUGUUUCAUGACAUUCUGGGAUCUUAAUUGAUGAACUUGGCCUUUGAAAAGCAGGUUUUCUGACCAAUAUGUUAGUUCCUCAAUUAACCACCACUAAUGCAAAUUAACUGGGCAUUUACCUUAUUACCUUGCUGUGCACUAAUUGUGGGUGUAUUUUGCAUACAUAGAUAUGACCAUUUUGCCAAAGGGCUUUGUUGUCUCAAAGAUCUGAAACAUUUUAAGUUUCUGAAUAUGAAAAAUUAAUGGAAGAUCUUUCUUAUCACCAUGGGGAGUUUUUCAGUCUCUUGUCAAAUUUCUAUUCUAAUUAAAAUUAUUCGCACAAUCACUUUUAAUUCAAAUGAGGUAGAACAUUAAUUCUAUGUAUUUAAUUUUGUUUAAUGCAUAACAUAGGAGUAGCCCUUAUGAAAUGCGUUAGUUCUCAGUUUUCAGUAUUGUAAUUCAUUUACAUGCUCAUACACGUUUAUUAAUGUUUGCUUGUAUUUUGCCACAAUUGUCCUAAGUAUCAUCUGUACACCACUACCACUGCCCAUACAAAUCUCUCAAUUUGCAAAUUUAGAAAUUAUACUUCUAAUUCCAUUUGUGUAAAUGGUGAGCAAUUAUAGUUCCAGUACCAAUUCCCAUGGAACGUCGAUUCUCAUCUUCCCCCCCAGACUGAGUAACUACCUUCCAUCCCUUAGUCGCUGUUUGUAGCCAUUUUGCUUUCCAUUCUGUUCCUCUUGUCCACUCACUCAACGUUCUGUGACUUUUAUCAUGAGUCCAUUGUGCAGUAAAUGUCAAAAUCAAACAAACACAGAAUUCUGGAGCAACUCAACAGGUCUGGCAACACCUGUGGAGACAGAAAAACAGAGGUAAUGUUUUGAACAGUUCUUUUCAAAGGUCAAGUACAUUCCCAUAUGAAUUAGGAGCAGAAGGAGACCAUGUCACUAUUUGAACCGGCUUCAUCUUUCAAUAAGAUUGUGGCUGGCUGACUUGUGGAUCCAACUCUGUAUUCCUACCUAGGCCUGGUCAUCUGUGACUCCCUUGCUAGUCAAGAAUCUAUCUACUUCUGCAUCAACAGAAUUCAAUGACACUAUCUCCACCAUUCUGUGGAGAAGACUCUCAAAUCUGUCAGGAAAAAAAAAUCUCCAUAUUUCCAUCUUAAGUAGAAGACCCCUUAUUUUUAAACUGUUUAAACCUAAUAAUAUCUACUGCCUGUAAUAAGGUUGGUCAAGCAUGAAAUCCCUUUGAAAUCCACAUUCACUACUCGAUUGUAUUUCUAGCUUCUAGACAGUUUCCAUUUACAAUUUAAGGUAAAGAUUCUAUUAUCUUUCCUAACGCCACUGUUAAGUUAAAUAGAUAAAUACGGUCCCCUGGAUGUAUUCUAUCUCUUCUCUUAGAUAUAGGAAACAUCGCAGCUAUCUAUCAUUCCUUUCACUUUCUAAAUAAUUUAGUUUUCACCUAACUGUAGGGAUUCUAUGAACCUUUUAGCACAAGAGGUGCCAUCAGGCAUUAUCCCCUUGAAAUUUAAGUAGAGUCAUAGAGGUCUACAGCACAGCAAAAGCUCCUUUGGCCCAUCAAGUCUGUGCUGGUGAGAAACCAAGCAUCUAACUAUUCUAUUCCCACUUUCCAGCACUUGGCCCAGAGCCUUGUAUGAGUUGGCAUUGAGUUUCCCAAUGGUCUCCCUGCUGUCUUCAAUAUCUUUAUAUAUUUUUGAUCUAACGUCAUUAGUCUCAAUGGUAAAUUCUGACAUUAAACUCUCAAUAUUUUUGACCAUUUCCCUGAAUUUAUGUCUAACGUUUAAAAGGAGGUGAUUCUACCAUUCUAUCCAACAUUUGCACAGCAGUCAAUAACAUUAAAUUUAUCACUAUUGCACUUGGAGAAGUCAGUCAUUUUAGAAGAAUGAUAACAUAACAAUAUGUUGAUGCAGCUUCUUAAUGUCCGAUUCUUGUGCAAUGCUGCUACAGCGCCUUCCAAAACAGAGGAAACUAACUGCUUUGAGUCUCACUGACAGCCUCAGAAGAAAGUUUUAUAACUGGUUGUGUUAUUGAAAAUUAUAUUGCAGCAAAAUCUUCACAUGCAUAUAUAUGUAGAAAAACAUGUAAAAAUGUUAUAAAUUGAAGCAUGUACAUAUUUAUAACGAAAAUGGAAAAAAAUUGCAUUUUUUGCUUCAUCUUGCUCGUUGUCUCAUUCCAUGGGCAGAGAACGGUUGUACAGUUGAAUAUAUAGUUAGCAAUUCCAAUUAAAAUUAUGUUAAAGGUUUGUCCUAUGGUCCUUGUUGCAGCCCAGUAUCUUUUAGGGAUAGUUUUUAGCACCUCUUACAUUGAUGACACUCAUCCUACAUUAUGACCAUGAGAAAGCUAUAUGUUUUACACUUGCCAAUGUAGGUAAUCCAUCUCUCUAUACUGAUCCAUGCCCUUUAACAUGGGCAAUGGACACAUAGUUACAGAGUCAGUUUAAAAACAAACUCCAUCAUCAAAAUAGUUCAUCAAAUUUUAACAAAACAAAAUUCCAGUCAAUGGAAUACAAAGUAAGUGUUUUCUUUACAUGUAUAUACUUUAAGAACCUUAGAUCUUAAUAUCAGUAGCAAAAUAAACUACGGAUGUGAAAAGUGCUGGGUUUUUGGUCAAAAGCAGCAAACUGCUGUAACAUUGAGAUGGAGUUCGGAGAUAACCAUAGCCUUGGAAAAGAGUGAAUUAUUUGGUAGCAGAGAGGAAGUCCAAAGAAAAUUCAACCUCAAGUUUAAGAAAAGUUUAAUUAGUGCAUUUGGUGUUACUUUUAUCUUCAUGUUGCAGUUCCUCAGUUCAAUUCUUUGUAAUUAAUUCCUAAUCUUUCAGUAACUGUGCACGUAGGCAUCUGCCCAUGUGUGAUUUGGCAUCAUAUCCUGACUGAAGCACUCACAUGAAUUGUGUUGGGAAUUCUUUUGUCUGUGAAAAGGUUCUAUAAAACUGCAAGGUGUUGCUGUCUGAAGUAGUAAACAAAGUCAGGUUUGAGAGCCUACAGCAUUGGAGUUCAGAACAGGUCCAGAUGGGAGUGAAUUAAAUGGCUCAGAAAGUGGUUUGGUAGCAAUGUAUAUUAGAAUGCUAAUAGCAAUAUCAACACUAUAUCCUCAAUUUUCAUAGAAUCCUACAGCAUGGAAAUAGGCCAUUUGGCCCAUUGAGUCCACACUGACCCUCCAAAGAGUACA